UGUCAGUACGUAUGAUCUCUGGUGUGCAUAUGUAAACUGAAGUGUUUUUUUUGCGCGCGGAUGUUUUGUUUACUGGUGGUUAAACAUGGGAACAGAUAGCAGGCGAAUUCAGGGUCCAGAAAAUUCGACGUCAUAUUUAUUGCACGUCGAAAAACCAGAUCUGACUUACGCAGAGUAUAUAAAAAGUAUAUGUCCAAGCAAUGGUGUCAGAGCCUGUGGGAGGCAUAUGGACGAACAACGUAAAGUUUACAUGAAAACUGGUGUGGUGAGUCAGGCUAAAGGUUCAGCCUAUUUGGAACAGGAAAGAACGAAAGUUGUCUGUUCAGUCUUCGAUCCCCGAGAAAUUCCAAGGAAGUCUGAAUACAGCAUAAACGGCGAAUUGUAUUGUGAAUUCAAAUAUGCUCCAUUUUCGUGCAAAAAAAGAAGAGGCCAUCAACAGGAUUCAGAAGAGAAACAAUACAGCUUGAUGCUACGUAGAGCCUUAGAACCAGCAGUUUGUCGUCAUGAGUUUCCAAAUUUCCAAGUGGAUGUCUACGUUCUCGUGCUUGAAAAUGAUGGAUGUGCACUAGCAGCUGCUAUCAACUCGGCCGCUCUCGCAUUAGCUGAUGCGAGUGUCCCCAUGUAUGACUUGGUGUGUGCAGCAACUCUGGGGAUUCAUGGUGACCUGAAGUUCACUGAUCCUACAGCUGAAGAGGAAGAUUUAUGCAACACAACUCCUCAAGAUGGGACCAACUUAAACCAUGGUACAGUUACAGCUACUCUGUUACCAACACAUCAGCAGAUAUCAGAAUACACCCAAAGUGGAAUAAUGGACAUUGAUAGUGUUACUGAUGCUAUUAAUAUUCUGAUGAAACUGUGUGAAGCUGUGUAUCCUCUUUCAAAACAAUGUUUAGUUAAACAUGUUGCAAGGAUGUCAAAGAAGAAAAUGGACGUUCUGUUAAAUACGAGUGCUGACAGAAUAGUUUGUUGAAUGAAAAAGGGAGAUCACUGCUGCUUCUUCUUUAAUUCAUUCCUGCCUUGAUGUCAUUAAACAUGAACAUUUGUAGAAGCAGAGCAGAGAAUUAGUGAUUGUAACUAUGUGGAAAGGAAGGCAAAACUAUGAUUGGAACUCAUUACAUUUGUGCAAGAGUGGAUAGUUCUUUGUUGCGACUACUGUUUUAUUCAAAUUUUGUAAGUGUACAAUGCACUGCUACAUUUUUAUUGGGAUACAUAGGGUGUGAUGUACAUUUUGUAAUAAUUUUUUUUAAUAAUUUGUAACUAUAAUAAGAGUAAAGACUAAACAGUAUUGAGUAAUAAAACCACUGUAGUGAUGUCCUAAUCAUAAAACUAUACUUAAGUUUCAGUAAAUAAUUUUGAAACAGUUA
Molecule: messenger RNA, 1364 nt
Organism: Schistocerca gregaria
Lineage: Eukaryota; Metazoa; Arthropoda; Insecta; Orthoptera; Acrididae
Product: exosome complex component MTR3-like
Exons: 4
Coding region: 86-970 (294 amino acids)
Biological process (GO): poly(A)-dependent snoRNA 3'-end processing; U4 snRNA 3'-end processing; nuclear mRNA surveillance
Cellular component (GO): nucleolus; nuclear exosome (RNase complex); cytoplasmic exosome (RNase complex)
Source: RefSeq, a predicted model, not a curated record